Messenger RNA from Eurytemora carolleeae, 5743 nucleotides. RefSeq names its product calponin homology domain-containing protein DDB_G0272472. Gene Ontology annotation, molecular function: actin binding. The record is from RefSeq and is a predicted model, not a curated record. The transcript has 8 exons. Bases 118 to 5109 code for a protein of 1663 amino acids. NCBI's taxonomy places the organism in Eukaryota, Metazoa, Arthropoda, Copepoda, Calanoida, Temoridae.
UUCACAACAGGAUUUCCGACGCAGUUGAACUCCAGUGGAAAAUAUAUAAACUUAAAACGAAUCUUAAAGAGACAGUUUUCGUCAAGAUAGUUUGAAGACUAUGCUCCGGGUAGAACGAUGACUGGAGUAAAGAUCCCAGCUCCAGUUCCUGCUCCUAGGAGGAGUAGGAGUAGUGAUCCAAUGGAUAACUCAACACCUUCCGCCCCAGAGCGGCGGAAGAAAAAGGCUGCUCCGCCCCCGCCGGUUUCAGGAGGCGGAUCUAACCCUAGACAAAGGGAUGAUAAAAGACCCCAGAAGAACUCCACCAUGAUAUCCUCUACAACCUCCUUGCUCAGGGUUGAGGAUAUAUCCCCAGUGAGGCCGGCCUCUUCCCUCUCAAACCUCUCAUUGUCCAGCACCUCGACCUCCAACCUCAAUAGACCAUCCUCAUCGAUGUCCAACCUCUCUUUCAGGAGCAACAAGAAACGUAAAGCACCCCCACCACCCCUUGCCAUUAUCUCCCCUAUCAAGGAGGAGAAAACUCCCAUCCACGCCCCUCAAUCUCCCAACCAAGACCAACCCCCUCCUUCUCCGGACCCAGCAAUCUUAAACCCCCCAAGAUAUUCAGAAAUAUAUAACGAUGAAAAAGAAGAAGAAGAGAAGGAGGAAAGAAAGAAGAAGAAAAAGGAAAAAAGGGAAGAAAAGGAGAAGAAUAAGGAAAAGGAGAAAGAUGAGGAGAAGAAUAAGGAAAAGGAGAAAGAUGAGGAGAAGAAUAAGGAAAAGGAGAAAGAUGAGGAGAAGAAUAAGGAAAAGGAGAAAAAUGAGGAGAAGAAUAAGGAAAAGGUUUCGGAUAGGAUUGAUAGUAAAGAGGACCGUGAAUAUACGCGGGAGGUGGAGGAUGAUGAAAUUAUAGAAAUAAUUAUUGAAAAUGAAUCAAGUAAAAUAUUUGUGAAGAACGAGGAUAUUUAUUCAACAGUAAACAAAAGAAGGAAAGAUAAGAACGAGACGGGAGUCGAUAAAAGUGAAGUUAAUCCCGCGGGUUUAACAAAUAAUACAAUAAUUCAACAUUCCGGCAAGAUGAUCGUUGAAUCCUCAAUUGAGAUUUCUAAUAUUACUAAAACAUCGGAAUCUUUGGAACGAAAGAAAAAGAAAAAGAAGGACAAAGAAAAGAAGGAAGACGAUGACUCCAAACCUAAAAAGAAGAAGAUAAGUAUGAGUAAGGAGCGUAGAGAGGAUGAAGAGGACGGAGCAAAGCUGAACCUGGAGGAAAUACCAAACUUCAGAAUGAUCCGAGCUGCAGAUGUUCAUCAGGUUGGGAGUUCAGGAGUAAAGACGGAGAGUAGAGAUGAGAUGGAAAAGGAUUCUGAACCCGAGGAACUAGUUGAAGAUUAUGAACUGUUUGAUAUGGAAGCAGAUCCUGGUAAAUUCAGGGAACGAGAAACUAGUCAGGACAACCUGGAGCAAAAGAAGAAGAAAAAGGAAAAGAAAGAGAAGAAAGAAAAGAAAGCUAAAAAGGAUAGGAAACAAAAGACUGACCGUGAUACGAAGGAAAUCGAAAGUAAAGAGUUGAAAGAAAAUGAACCAAUGUCAGAGGAAAAUGAGAAGUCAAAAUCUGAAAACGAGAUUACCACAAAAACCCAUGGGAACAAACCAGACGACAAGAACGAAAGUUCUGACAAAGAUGACAAAUCCACGGAGUUUAAAAUUUCAGAUCUAGUUCCAACUAUUCAGGAAGGUUCGGAGAAUAUCAGUGAGAGUUUGUAUCUCACUGCAGAGGACGAGUCCGGAGAUGAAAAGGGAAACCAGGACGCAGAGAACAAGGAUUCAAUAGAGGAGGACGCAGAGGACAAGAUUGGUCCGAUGAGAAGGAUGACCGGAAAGGAGAGGGAGGAUGAGGUUAGACAAAAAAUAUCUAUGGAUAUGAGAGCAAGGUCGAAUAGAAGAGCUUCUCAGGGUGGAGACAUUCUCGCAGCUCAGCUUCAAACAGAAACCAUUAGACAACAGUUGAGAAUAAUCUCCGAGGAUUCUCCUCUGGAGAGAAAUGAAACCGUGUGGAGAAGAGAACCUGGAGUUGUUCAUCUUGAAAUAGAUUCAGAAGAUGAUCUUCUUCCAACCAUCAAUAGCUCCAGAUCUAACAGUGUAGUAGAGAUCUCGGAUACAGACGAGUUUAUUACAAUCUCGAACAGACAGGAGCUGGAGAGAAUGGAGCUGGAGCUAAGGACAGAAAGAGGACGGAGAAAUGAGAUAUCACAGGCUCUGGAUGAAUCCUACAACAAGAUUUCAUUAGAGCAUUUAUCUGUUACAGGAACUGAUGAGAGUUCAGAUCAUUCAGAACAUUUUUCUCUGAAGAAUGAGAAUAUUCUCAGUAAUGCAUAUCCUAGUCCUGAUAAUGAAUUGUAUCAUGAAAAGAAUAAAAAAUCUCCUCCAUCUCCUCCUCCUCCUACUCUAGCCUUCACCUAUCCUCUACCAAACCAUAGAUCAGUUUCUGAAACCAUUAAAUCUCCGUCUCCGGAUUCUGGUAUUCAUGAUUUUGCUGAAACCUGUUCUCCUCCGUUAAGCCUGCAGACCAAUGAAGAUUCUAAUACGGAUAUUGAAGAGGAGAAAGAACCUAAACCCCAUAUCUCAGUUCUUCAAACCCGGGACUGGGCGGAGAAUGGGAAAGAAUUAGCUCGUUUGAGGGUUGCGUCACAAGGAAAUGACUCUUUUGCACCGGGUUUCAAAGGUUCUCUCAAGACAAAUGACUCGGAGAGACCUCAGGAGGAAAUCCAAGACGAGGAUAAAGUUGAGAAGGUUGAACUCCCUCGCCAACACGCCUUGGGGAAGGUUCUUUUCUCCAUGUCUAGUUACAGAGAAAGGGAUGAUCCUAAAAUAAAUCACGAUAAACGUCAGAGCUUAAACCUUGAUCUGUUUUCACAGAAACUUAACUCCAGUCUUGCUUCUAAGCAGGAAAGAAACAAAACUAGCGGAUCGAUGGUUGACAUUCGUUUGCACAACUCGCACGCCCAAACCUCUCACAGGGCUUCCAGUGGUUCGCUGUCGGAGCAAAAACAAACUGACCUUAAGGUUAAAGCAAACCACAGUUUCAAUGGUUCCACCAGUACCCUGAGUCACCAAUCUUUCUCUGCACCGAAACAACAGGUUCCCGAGGAGAAGCCAAUUAUCUCCGAGGUGGGAGACGGAGAGGAAGGACGAGGAGUAAUUAAACAAUCUGUACAAGUGCAAUCUAACCCUAGAUAUUUAGCUCCGGACCUAGGUUUAGAUUCAAAGGAUAAGUUCAAGUCACGAAUAAUUGAGGAAUUUGAGGCGCGGAUCCGAGGUUUGCAGCUGGAGAAGGGGGAGGGGAACUACGGACCGGGGGAAAUUACGCGCUCUCAGUACGCGCGUCAGUCCAUUCAGUCAGAUUCAACCCAUCAGAAUGCGUACAGUGCAGUUAAUAGUGGAGCCAGUUAUAGUUUAGACAGAAAGGGCAUAAUGGGUGGAGUAAAGGAUAGAUCCAGGGAGGGGAUGGGAUACUCCUUGGAUAGAGUUCACAGAAAGCAGGACAGAAAUUCAUUUAGUGUUUUUGUAUCCGACCGUAGAGCCUUGGAGGAGAACCAUUAUGACAGCCCUAGAAGUUUAUUGAGCAAAUCUAGUUACACGGAGGCCAUCAGAUCUAGUCAAACCCUGCAAGAUGUAAAAUCUUAUUCCAGUCCUGAUGAGGAUAGGACGGGUUCUGGGAUUAAAUCUCCUGUUCGAAAGCAGUAUAGUGGUCCUCCCAGUAUAUCAAUGGGAGUUUGGGGAGAACAUUCUAGAGGUUCGGUCAUUAAGAUUAAGGACGAUAGAGAUAUUAAACAAACCCAACCUAUAGAGAUCAAAUUAAAUUCUGGAGGAGCGGAAACUGAUCCUAAGCAAGCUCAGCAAAGUAAACCAAUUCUUAGCUCCAAGAUACAAAUAAAUCCUUCAGUCAUCCAGAACAAGAUUCCUGGGAAUUCUUGGCAAAACCAUAGUACGGAUCAAACCUUGCCCCGGUUCCGACAAAAACCAGAAUUGGCCGCAAAACCUAUUGAAAUAAGAUAUAAGGACAGAACUGGAGUGAGUAAGGAGAUAAUUCAGGAUCCCAAGAUUUCAGUCAUAUCCGCUAGUCGGAGAAAAUCCGGAGCAAUCGUAGAAUCCGUCCAGCCCCAAACUUCAGAUCGGAGAUGGAGGGAUGAACUCGUCCGAGAUAUUGACUCCAUGGAGAAGAAAAACCUGGAAAGAAAGAUUUCCGACUCCAAGAUGUCGGAGAAGGUUGAUUGGGAUGAUGUAGUUCUGCGGAGGAGUAAGGACUCCUCCUCUAGUGGGGAUGAAAAGGGAUUUAUCUCUCAUAACAACUUAGUGCAGAAGAGACGCUCUCAGAUAGAAGGAGACAGGGUUAAACAUGAACCUGCUCCCUGGGAGAGAAAACUUUCACACAACUCAAACAAGAUAAAAGACCAAGUUCAGAUAUCCUCCUCCUCCAGUGGUAAGGAGAUACUGGAGAUAAACCGUGAACCUGCUCCUGCUCCUCCUCCUCUGCCAACUAACAGAUUCUACUUCGGGAUGAACGGAGCCAGAGAAACUGAUACUUAUCCUUCCCUUCCCACUGCAGUAGGAAAAGUCAAGGAAAAUCAAACCCUUGCUCAACCUUUCAGAAAACCAAGAGAGUUGAUCGUUAAAGAUGAGAAGUUUUCUCGUCCUCGUCUCUCCACUGCAACGUUCACCCCUCCAGAGAACAACAACAAUCCCAGUCUACUGAAUGGGAACCUGGAGAGGAAACCUUCCUCGGUCGUCCCACCUAAAGAACUCCCCCAAGAGGAAAUAAACAGGGCAUUUACCGCUGAACUGAUGAAAGCAAAACAAAAACUAAAAUCCUCCGGCCGAGGAUAUAUCCAGGACGAGGUUCAGGUUGAUGGAGUUCUCCCUCCUCCUCCUCCUCCUCCACCAAUCCUUCCUGGAAUAAAUAGGAAAUUUUCUUCCUCUCCUUCUCCUCCCCCUCCUCCUCCACCUGCUCUGUUCCAGUUGAAGAAAUCAAGCCGUGUUCUUCCUCCUCCAAACCUGGAUCCACGAGAUGACCUGCUCGCUGCUAUACGCAGAGCAGGAGGAGUUGCAGGACUCAAGAAAACAAGAACAUAAAUUUUUAUCAUAACAAAUUAUGGACAUCAACACAGGAGAACAUAUACCAAACCUUGACUUGAACUUAAAUCUUCCAAACUAUAAAGUCCUGAAUCUACACAAAGCCCAAACUCAACUUAAAAAGUGAAAGUUUUGGAUCAAUAAAAAACUAAUGAAUACAGUAAUAGCACCUCGCUCGCAAAAUUUAACAAAGAAAGACAUUAGAAACAUUUUAUCAUCAUUUGUAAAUACUCAUAAAUAUCCCCCCCCCACCUCUCCUGAUGAUAUCAUAGCAAUAGUUUUUAAAAUAAGUUUCAAACAAAUACUCGUAUAUCUAUCUAUCAAAAUAUGUUCAUAUUUUAAAUACUGUUCUAAACCUCAUCCGCUAAAAUUUAACAUAUAAACACAGCUUUUAAACUUAGAUUUAUGGCUUUCAAAAUCUUCCAAUUUGAUAAAUUUGGUCACUAUUAUAUAUUAUAUCAUAUUGUUAAAAUAAACUAAGAGUUCUUAGUUGCCAUUUUACAGUCUUUUUUGUACUGUGUUAAAACAUUUCUAAGUCAGAAUUGUGAUUUUAUAAUGUAUUUAGAUUAGUUUAUAGGUUUCAUAUUGUUAUCUUUAGAAUUUGAUUAUGAUUAAAUAAAUUCAAUUUACAGUC